Messenger RNA from Oncorhynchus keta (chum salmon), 3149 nucleotides. Its product is annotated as kinetochore-associated protein DSN1 homolog. The record is from RefSeq and is a predicted model, not a curated record. The transcript is spliced from 11 exons. Bases 54 to 1160 code for a protein of 368 amino acids. NCBI's taxonomy places the organism in Eukaryota, Metazoa, Chordata, Actinopteri, Salmoniformes, Salmonidae. Gene Ontology annotation, biological process: mitotic sister chromatid segregation; cell division. Gene Ontology annotation, cellular component: MIS12/MIND type complex.
UCAUAGGGGGCCACGUCGCUCAAUGCUACAUUUCCCGACAUGCAUAUCUGUACAUGGGAGGGGCGAUUUUGUUUGUGCGCGGGCAGAUUUUUAAAAAGAAAAUGGCGGAUAUUAAUUCUGGAGAGCAAUCGGAAAGCUGCGACCACUCUGCUGAACACCAGAAGAUGGUCCACCAAGAAGAAAUCCCUCAGCAGGGACUUAAAAGAGUUUGCCCUGGGAGUCCAAGCCCAGCAGCUCCUCACCCCAAAUCUCCCCGCAGACACACUCCUUCCUCCACCACCACACAUAUGUCAGAAACAACAGAGGUACAGAUGGAGCCGUGUUCUGGAGGAGAGGGGCAGGGAAGGGACCCUGAGGGGGGUGUUCUAACAGAGGGUCGGUCGUUGAGCCCCAGCAGCACGCAAAGGAAAUCCUGGAGGAGGUCGACCAGGGGCCGACGCUCUCUCCCUGCCCUCUCCAACACCUCCCAGACUCUAUGCAGGUCUAUCAGCCAAUCCCUACCCGAGGAGGAGAGGCUGGAGAAACUGAUGGAGGCUUCUAUGAGGCUGGCAGUUGAGAAGUUACAAGACUCACUGAGCAUGACACCCAACGGCAGUUUAGAGUCACUUCAGACACAAGUGGAGGAUGUACAGAAGGGCUGGUGUUGCCUGGCCAAAGACCUACGCAGUGAGCCACAGUGUCAACAACCUCCCACAAGCACAGCCAAUGACACUGCAAUGCAGAACACCUUGGAGCAGACCAGGAAGGCUAUACACAGGCUGCAGGCUGAGAGUGCAUCUUGGGACUCCCUGUUAGACAAGCAUCGGAGUAAAGCUGAAGAAUUGGCCAGGCGAGUGGAGCAGUGCCAGGAGACUGGGGUGACAUUAGACCCUAGCUGCCUGGCCCAGUCCUCACAGAGCCAGCUCAUCCAGAACAAACCUGAUUACCACAGCCUGCUCUGCAGACAGCAGCCCGUACUGUCCACUAUGGACAUGGUGAUGGACACCCAGUGUAAGAUGGUCAGGGAGCUGCAGUCUAUAUUCGAACAGUCUCAGCUACUGGUGAAGGAGACAAGCUGCAGAUUGGCGACUGAUGUGGGAUUCCAGGAACUCUCUUCUGACCCAGUCAGGGAUCUACUGGCAGGACCCCCACCCUCUGUAUCAACCAACGCAUCAUCCUAGUACCUCUGUCUUAGGGUUGUCACAAUACAGAAUCACUCCUCUGACCCAGUCAGGGAUCUACUGGCAGGACCCCCACCCUCUGUAUCAACCAACGCAUCAUCCUAGUACCUCUGUCUUAGGGUUGUCACAAUACAGAAUCACGGUACAACCAUACUAGAUUUUUCAUGGCAAAAAAAAGAACUAAGCAGACUGAAUUCUGGCUUUGUACAAGCAAGACAAAGCACACCUUUAAUAGAUAUGACUGUAUUGUGACCUUUCGUCUCGUCCAGGUUCACUCAAUGAAUGACCAAUAGAAAGAUCAGUCUGACUUUUUCUGUGUUUUCUGUAUUUAUGGGUCUUCACUCUGUACCCAUGGCUCUCUAAGUUAGCUGUUAUCGUUGGUGCCUUGUGUGGUUGUUUGUAAAUAAUAGUCUCUGGUAUCUUUCUUCAUGGGAUGUAUGUUGAUUAUUUCGGCUAUAACCUAUCUAUUCUAAUUCUAUUCCACCACUAUACUAUGGCACCCUAUUCCUUAUAUAGUGCACUAAUUUGUACCAGAGUGCUAUGGGCCCUUGGUCAAAAGUAUUACUUUUAUAUAGGUUACAGGGUGCCAUUUGGGACGGACACCCCACUCUCCCUACAAAACGUAUGCUGUUGGCCACCAGAGGGCGAUCUCACCUUUUAUUUAAGCAGUUUAUGAAUAUUCACCUAUAGUAAAAGAUGUAGAAAAUAUUCACCUGCAGUGGAUGUCUUUUGGGGCUAAUUUGCACGAUACCAGCUUUCCUUUAUUUUCCUGUAUAUUCAUGUAAAAAAAAAUGUGAAUGAUUUUUACAUUAUUAACAGCAAUUAUCUGAAUUUGUCUUUUACUUUCUGACCAUUGAAGUGUGAAAUGUUAUUCCAACCCAACUCCUUUGAAACAUUAUUGGUUUCAGUGUGUAACAAGGGGACAAAUUCUCUCUACACACACAACUUGUUAGUUCUCACAACACAACCUUGUAUCUUAUGUAUUAUAAUGUCCCUUUCUUAUCCUGUAAUCUUUUCUGUUUUGGCCAGAGAUUCGGUCCUUUUUUCUCUCCUCUGGCACUGCUGUCUUCCUCUGUCCCUUCUCCUGUCCAUCAGGGAGGAAGCCCCUCCCCCACCUCACAGUGAUUCCCUCCCUCUCCUUUCACCAGGUUACUGAUGCAGAACGAAGGCCUGACAUUAUGCCAAGUAUUUCAUAACCCCCCCCCUCCCUUUUUUUCUCCCCUUUUUCAAUAUCAUUCACUCACUAUCACCUCUUAAAUCUUCUCACCGUAUUUCAUGCUAUAUGGUUGUGCCUCUUACCAGGAGAAACAUGAACAAUUGAAUGUUGCCCUGACGUCGAUGAGGAAUAAAUCCUCAGAUAACUUUAACAGUCAAUAGUUACAUUUGCAUGAACAGUGGGAUGUCUUUUUUAAGAAACUGUGUGAAAGGAAUUAGACGGGCUCAAAUUCUGCCCAAAUAGGAAAGGUGUCCUGCACCUACUGACUCAAAUCACCAUGAUAUUUGGUCUUAUUUAUUGCUGUAUUACAAACAUGUAUUUUCUGUGGGCUGUUCUUGCAUUGGGGGGUGCAUGGUGAGAGAGGACAGAGGGAGAAAAGUGGGGUCGUGAGCGCGGGAGAGUCAUGGAGGGAGGGUGGUGCACGGCAAGGGAUCGAUUCUUAUUUGGAUGGAAAUAAGGCUGGGUGCUUGUGGAAUGAGAGAGAGGGCAUCUCCUGCUUACAAAUUGAAAGAAGUCAAGUCACGUAUUCAGGUACUGAAGAAACACAUUCACAGAACAGGAUCUAAAAAGAGAAAUAUAGUAGAGAACUAGAUACAAAAUAUGGAUUAGCACAUUAGUUAUUGAUCAUGUAUACUUUCUUUAGAUUUGACAUCACUGCUUUACAUUAGUCUUACAAUAUAGAGUUUGCAAAUGGACCAAAAAUGUAUUCAAAUAAACUGGGUUGAACGUGAAUGUUUUUUUGUGACCCGUAAUAUGCCUGGUCCUACUUUUGA